AUAACUCUCGAAGUUUGUACUGAAUCCUGUUAUCUUCAACAAAUAUAAUUAAGCUUAGAAGACUGAACAAAAUAUUAAGACCAACUGCACAUAAUAUUAGGAAUAGAUAAGGUGUUGCUAAGCAAUGCAGAAAGGAGUAUUGGAACACUACUCUCCAUAAUUUCAAUGGAUGCGUCAGCAAAUGUUAUCUGAUACGUCUGGAUAAGUGAUAAAACAGCAAUAUUGCCAAAUUCAAUAGCUAGCAAUUUAGGGGCAUAAGAUAUCCAAAUAUCACGUUUCAUCAUAUAAAAUUACUAAGAAUAAAAGUUAAGAUUUACUAUAUACCAAGAUAUUAUACGUAUAGCAAGAUUGCAAAAGAAGUUACAAUGAAGGUAACAGAUAUACCAGAUUUAAUACGGACAAAUCUAAGGAAAUAUGGAUAUCACUUGGAGCAGAUACAGAAUAUCAUUGAGAAAGAACAUAACGUCCAGCUGAAUACUGUCGAUCGUGCUUACAUAGAGGAUAAAUAUGUCAAGUAUUGCUUGGAGUACUGGGUAGAGGAGAUCGAUAGUUUUCUAAAUGAACAUUCAACUGACGGUCAUUUAAUAGAGCAACUUAUUGCUUUGAACAACAUCAGACAUUUUGUUGAAAUCCCGCUUCCGUUUUGUGAGUUGAAUUAUUACAAACUUUUAAUGGAACACAAAGAUCUUAUUGAACAAUACAAAGAAGAAACUUUGAUGAGACAUUUUAAAGAAAAAUGCCUGGAACUCUCAAUGGCACACAGUAACACUGUAACUAAGGAGAUUGACUUUCUCAAGGCAUUGCUUGAAUUUUUAGUUAUGUUUGAAAAAUGCGACAAAUAUCCGGAUAUGAUGAAGUUACAACACUUGUAUGAACCUGAUAUAUCGAGCGAUAAAUUUUUUCAAAUAAUUAUGGACCUUGAUAUCGUUGAUUCUGAUGUAAAGCUUAAGCAAUUGCAAUACGCAACGCAGUCAUUAAUAGGGCAAAAACAUAUUGCCUUAAUGAAUAAAUAUCAAGAAAUUAUCGGAGCAUACUUUAAACCGGUAAAAAUAGAAAAGUUGACAAUUGAUAACCGAGUCGUUAUUGAAAUAAUAGGUGGAAAUUUUUACCUAAGUGAUAUCAUCAAUGAUGUAAAUUCCCUUUUGUUACAUGAUUCUAAUAUAGAAGAAGUUCGUUUCAUAUGCUCUGGCAUUAUGUAUGUCAAUGAAAAUCUGGAAAAUAGCAUGUGGCAUGGAAAAAACAUCGUAGUCUAUGCUAAAGCGAUUGUAAUUUGCGACAAAUGUAAAUGGGAUAUUUCUGGAAAGUCCGCAGACGCUACAACAAUUACCAAAGCGAAAACCGACGACGACGGUGUGGGUGCAGAUGGAGAACAUGGAAAAUGUGGAGAAAGCGGAGGAAAUGUUUUUGUUCAUGCAGAUAACGUGUUACAUUCGCAGAUGCUAGAGAUUUGGUCCAACGGUGGAAAUGGUAGCGACGGUCAAAGCGGCGGUGACGGUAAGAAUGGAAGAAAUGGAACAGGUAUUUCUCAUGCGGAUUUCAAUAGUAAAUUCCCAACCUGCGGAAAAUUUGUUGGUAGUAGCUCGGUGGACAAUUUGAGAACGAUAGUACGUAAUAUUCGUUCCUUGGGACAAAUAAGAGUAUCUUGGUUAAAUGGUAACAAUUGUUCAGUAGAAGAUGUAAUAAAACAUAGACAAAGAUCUGACGCAUUCGUAGAAGCUGUAACCGAAGACGGUCAAGAAAUUUACUUUUCUUCCUCGUACGGCGGCCAAACUUUCGUGUUAUGUAAAGGCUCUGCAGGUCGUCCCGGAGGACGUGGGGGUGCGACUGGUUUAGGUGGGCAAGGAGGAUACCCUGGUGAUGUAAUUAGUAGCGACAAAAGUAUUGUCGUAGCUUCCAAUUCGGGCAAGAAUGGCGAGAAUGGCAAAGAAGGUAAAUGUGGCACUCAUGGAGAAAAUGGCUGGGACAUGUCUUUCAUUGACUGGGCAUUCUGGAGCGACGGGAUAUAUUACGGUACAAAUCAGAACAGGAAACUCAAUUUGAGUUUUUAUGACGGCAGUGCUUCGGAUCGGAUAUACGUUCCUUAUCGUGCUACGAAUUCUAAUUAUACCUACGUACAAAUAUCAGAGACCAGUAUCCCGAAACCUGCAAGCACGACAUUCACAGAGAAAGAUACUUCAACACGCUCGGAGCGUCAAACUCAAGCUGAGAGAAAAAAGAAUAUUUCGCAGAAUCAUAUCUUCAUGCAGUACUCUCAACAUAUGGUCGAGACACACAUCGGUUUAUAUCAGGAUAUCCAGACGUGCAUGCGAUAUGCUGAGGAACAUGCUUUCGGGAUAAUGAUGGAGAACAAAGAGCAACAGAUGAAGGAAAUAUCGAAGGUAACUGUUACGCGUGCAAAACCAUCUGCGCAACAAAAUACAAGAGUAUUUAACACAAUUUCUCCGAUCUGCCACACUGAGCCUCAACAAGCACGUGAGAAGUCUUUGGAAGAAUUGCUAAAAGAUUUACGCCAAGCACCAUUAAAUGAGUGGUUUGAAUUAAAAAAUGAACAACUUGAUUAUACUCACUUCAAUUAUUUGUAUGAGCUUUACGAACGAUUGAAAGACAAACACGCAAAAAAGAGGAGAGAAAACACGAACGAUAGUGCAUAUGAUAUUCAAGUGGAAUUGCAGUUGAAAAAUAUUGAACAACUCUUAAUUGAAAAGUAUCGUUUAGCUGUUCUACAACAAAUUGCAUUACAGGUAGCCGGAUAUCAAUGCAUUGCUAAUAACAAAUUUGAAUUAACACCAAAGAAUGCGAUAAAGUAUUUUCGAAAAAUCAAAAAUAAUCCGCAUAUUAAUCUAGGUCUGCACAAAGAGUUGGGCAAUUUGCAACAGUACUUUUUUGAGGAUAAUGAGGCGCAGCGCAAGAUGAUUUCAAAAUUUUGCACAGCAGAAAACGUGAGCAAGUAUCACGACGUUUUCAAAUUCUCCAUUGCGUCUUUUGUAAUGGACGAGGGUAAAGAAGAAGAGGCGCACGGAAAUGUGAAGAAAUAUUACGAAGAAUACAGCAAGUUCGUCGGCGAGCAAGAAAUGAAAUUGAAGAAAUUUUACAAAGAAUCGAAGCUCGAUGUAGGCUCUUGUAAAGAAGUGGUAGGUCAGUUCUUCCGAAGUUUAAAUAACACAAAUGUGGAAAACAAGUUGAAGGAGGAUGCGAAAAAGGACAAACAGUUGAAGGAGAUUUACCGACGAUUUAGUAAGAUGUUUAAUGAACGUUUUGUCUGGAAGGAAUGUAUGAAGGACCCGAAAAUACUCAAGGAAUACGUACGACACAUACAGCUACAUGGGCCGUUGUCACCGAGUUACCGAGAAUUGUUAGCGUAUAUAUUCAAUAUUAAUAUCUGCAUGUACAUCACGGAUCGAAACAACCAAAUCUGUUUGUUGGACGUACACAAUCCGCAAUCUACAGAUGUUAUAUAUCUCUUGUACACUGACAAGAACUAUAUUCUGCUGGAUAUCAAUCAGAACUUCCUUCGACUAAACAUGGAACGUGACGGCAGAGCUAACCUGUGCGCGAAAAUCAUCGCAAAGUUGGAGUCGAUGAAACGUCAUACCGAUAUCAAUGAGUACAUGAAAAAAGGAUUGUUCCUUCCUGGAAGUAAAGAGUAUAACAGCGUGAUUUCCACUACCGAAAUCGAAAUCGACGAGAAGCUGGAUAUGUACGAUAUAAUACGACACUUUUCCUCCUCGGACGAGAAACAGAAGCUACGAUUCAUGCUGGACAAAAUAUCAUCUAAGUACAUUGGACAACGUGAGAUCAUUCACGCUAUAGCUAAAGUUUUCUCAUGCAAUGGAAGACACAUUACCUACAACGAACUGUAUUGCUUGGUGAACGCAGUACUGAAUUUCGUUAUCGAGGAUCGUCCUGGCCUAAAUAUAUUUAGCUGGAUAAUCAGGGCGUAUCCUCAGCAACAAUGGUUAAACGAAAUUAUACUGUUGAAGCUCGAGAAUCACUUUCAAAUGUUGUUGGACGAGAUACACGAAUGGAGGCGGUACUUGGCAAAUAUUCAUGAGAAAGAAACUCUGUUACUAUUGAACUCCAAAUUGGAGCAGAGCAAAUUGAACAAGGCCUUCUCGACGGAAUGUAUAAGAAACAUCUUGUACUUGCUGAGUAAUAUUUCAGACCGUGUGCCUGGACUCAAUGAGUUGGAAUUAUCCGAGUGGCCGUACGCGAUCAAGGAAAAAUAUUGGACGACCAAACUGUCCACGUUAACUGAAUGGGAGGACGAAGAAUUACAGAGAGCCUCUUAUUACCUGCUAUCUUUGGAGAAUAGCGCCGGCACUUCUCUCGUGGACGAAUUCAUGGAUCUUCUUAUAAAAAAAGGUGUCACGCUGCAGUCGAAUAAGAGCACAAGUUUGACACGCGCGUUGUCGUCUUUUUUUCAAAAGAAAACUGGCUCGAUAACUACUGAUGAUUUUCUUCAGAUUCUGACAAGUUUUCACAACGGAGAAUGGAAUUUCUCCAAAGACAUUCUCAUCACACUCAACGAAUGCCAGAUCAACGAAUGGAUAAUCUUGAUGAAAGCGAUAUUUCCUACUAACGGGGAAGAUCGCACCGUGAACAAAUUGAUAGAUUUGAUCAGUGGCAACGGCAACACUUCCGAACAUAUUCUGAACGAUUUAAAUGCAAUCAGAGAUACCAUACAAGCCAUGAAGCAAGUGACGGGAACCAGCGAAGAAGCGAUCAAAGAAGAGAUCGCUAAACAUAAAUCCAACAUACAGCUUUACGAAAAAGAGAAUGAUAAAUUGCAAUAUAUAUACAAUUACGUGGCUGAGUUGCUCGGUCUGAUAGACAACACCAUAAAUCUGAAGAGAAAUUUUAGGCUCCGCGACACGCAAAAACUCGCUAUACUUGCAUUAUUCAGGAAUAAAUGCAGCACACUGAUGCAGGUAUCCACAGGGGAAGGUAAAUCGCUUAUCGUCGUAGCAUUAUCUAUCUUGAAGGCACUCUGUGGUCAAAAGGUCGACAUCAUUACCAGCUCAUCGGUUCUGGCGAAACGUGAUAGCGAAAUCAACAAUGAUAUUUACGACUUCUUCUCCGUCAGCGUGUCGCACAAUUGCGACAAUGACGUCGAGAAACGGAAGGAGAUGUACUCUUGUAAAAAUGUAAUUUACGGAGAGCUCUCCGGUUUCCAACGCGACUAUCUACUGGAUCGAUUCUAUGGUAAGAACAUUUUAGGCGACCGCAGCUUUGAAAACGUCAUCAUAGACGAAGUGGACAGUAUGCUGCUCGACAAGGGUAACAACAUGCUGUAUUUAUCCCACGACUUACCGUGCCUGGACAAGCUGGAGUCUGUUUACGUGUACAUCUGGCAGUUAAUUAACAGGUCUUUCACGAGCCAAGAGGAGUUUCUACAGAUCUUUGACAGCAAAGCGAUCAGACAGGCGGUCUUACGUAAUAUGUACGGCUCGUUGUCGAAGAAGGAUAUUAAGAAGAUGGACGCGCAUAUAAGUGGCCAACAAGUAAAUACAAUAUGGGAACGUUUGAUCAAACACAAUAUAAUCGAUAACAACGGUUACCUACUAAAGGACAAUGUGAGCGAAAAAGACAUCUUGAAAGUAUUGUCACCCGACUUCGAGAGUUACGAGCGAUAUCUGGUAUUUCUGUUCGAGCAAAUUUCCAAGCGCGAGAAAUCCGUCGUUGUUCCUAAUUAUUUGAAACCGUUUAUAAUUCUGCACUUAGACGCCUGGAUCAACAGCGCUAAAACGGCGUUAUUUAUGCAGGAACGGCAAGACUAUAUAGUGGAUGUUGACAGGAAAGGCAGUAGGCCGGAUCUUAAGGCCAACAUCACUAUCAUCGACCGUGACACGGGUACAGACCAGACAAACUCGCAAUGGGAUGAAGCGUUGCAUCAGUUUUUACAACUGAAACAUGGCUGCAAGCUGUCGAUGCAGAGUCUGAAGGCUGUGUUCGUGUCAAACGUAUAUUAUCUGAAGCUUUAUGGCAAUCUAUAUGGCCUGACUGGCACAUUGGGUUCCCAUCGAGAGCGAGAUCUGCUGCGGAAGAUCUACCAGGUGGACUUCGUCACGGUGCCGACCACGAAGAUGAGGAAAUUCAAGGAGUGUAAUCCGGUCGCCUGUUCUAACCUACAGGAAUGGUGUCAACAGAUACACUCGGAAGCCGAUAUUUACACGAAAGCAGGCCGAUCAGUGCUGAUAAUUUGCGAGACCGUACACGACGUGGAGUCUUUGUAUAGCAUGAUAGGCGCCAAGAACAUGACCAACUUACACACAUACACGCGCGAUUACGAAUCCUUCGACGUGACCGCUGAGCAUCUACGUGAAGGUCAAAUUAUCAUCGCGACCAAUUUGGCCGGUCGCGGCACCGACAUCAAGAUCACCGAGCAGUUGGACAAGGCAGGCGGUCUACAUGUUUGUCUCACGUAUCUACCGAACAACAAUCGAGUAGAACAGCAAGCUUUCGGCCGUGCAGCUCGGUGCGGCAACAAUGGUUCCGGUAGAUUGAUUAUCCUGGGCUCGCGGGACACGCAAAGUAUCUCGCAAACGUCGCACCUGAAAAAAGAACGGGACUUUGAGGAGAUUCGUCGUAUCUCAGACAUCAAGCUAUACUAUGAGACGCGGAUAAGCGUAGAGGAGGAUGCUUUUCACCAAUUUAAGGAGGUGUACCAGCAGCUAGGGAAGAACCUGAAGGACGAGGUCUGUGAUGAAGUGAAAGAAGUACUGUUGCGUAGCUGCCUGGACGAGUGGGCUUUCUGGUUGGAUGAGAACAGCAAGUAUAUAAACGGCAUGUUGGGAGAACAGGACACGGAUAAAUAUAAAGCAUCCCUCAGCAAAUUGAUCGAUCGCUUGCGUGUAUUGAAAUCGAAAGAGAGCAAAGACUGGGUGCAGUGGACUCGCGAACCCACCCAAAUCAUCAGGCUUGCCAAAUAUUUCGCACGAAAUAAGCAGCAGGACACGGCAAUCGAACUAUUUGAUCGCGUUAUCAAAGAAGAGCCCAAUUUCUCAGAAAGCGCGCAUUACUACAAAGCUUUCUCGUUGAUCAAGAAGAUUGACAAGAAAGACCGAGGUGCUUUGAAGGAACUCAAAAAAGAAUUGCGCAAGUCGGCGAAACUCUUGGAGAAACAUCGCGAUUAUGCGAUAAUGGCUGGAAAUAUCAUCGACGCGCUGAAGCAACGGAAUCCUGGUAUCAUGCAGAUCGACGCUUUCAAGGAGCAACAUAAGAACAUCAGCACCAUAUACCAGAUCUUCUUGCAAUCUAUUGACGAUAUGUUUGGUCACAACGUGACGUCGCAAAAUCUCGAGAAAUACGAUAUCAACGAGGAGUUAGCUGAGACUUUGUACCUCGACUUGAUUAAAAAUGAUAUUUUAAGAAAGCCGAGAGUAUCAAAGAAUAUUGAGGAAGGUAUCGUGAAGAAGAUCUGCGAGCAUCACGGAGUAAUUCCGAAGGAGUUGAACGAUUUUCUCAUGAAGAAACGUGGCUUCUCUAUUGAGUCACAACAAUUUGAGAAGGAUUUGAAGAAGUCGGUGAGAAUGCCCAACAAAGAGGAUUUUUGGAAAUUACUAGUGAAGAAGAAGAUAUUGAAGGAUGAGGUGAAGUACAUGAAGAUUGUCGUAAAGAAGCUCCGGAACAUUGAUCCGUCUUUCUUGAAAUCACUGGACAAUAUAAUCGAGCAGAAGCAAUUGGAAAAGCACACUUUGAAAUGCAAUAAAGAACAGCUGCUUCUCCACACAACCGGCGCCGUGGAACAGGACAACCAGGACAAGGACGAAGAUAUCACAUUGGAGAAAAAGUUUUUCAAAAAAUUCAUUAGUGAUGACAAAUAUAAGAUACUGAAACGCAGGAACGUUUUCACUUAUAACAAGAAAGCGACCUAUGAUGCGAGGAAAGUGGAGAACGUGAUCUUUCCGUACUUUGACUCUAUAACCGUGAAGGAUUUGACCGAACGAGAUAUCUCGGAGGAAGAUGCGAAACGGAUUCUAACAGAUUUAGUCAAACAAAAAGUCUUAUCGGAUGGAGAAAAGGGCAUUUAUCGAUUGGUCGUCCCGUACGACCAGAUCGCGAAUCUUCAACUACCUUCCUGCCCAAUCUACGAAAGCUUCGUGAUACAACUGUUGAACGUUUGCUUCAUCUACAGAAUAGCGUUGCAGAAAUUGGUACAAAAUUUUCAGGACGAAGCGGUACCCGUUAAUCUACAGCUAAUGACCAAACCGCACCAAUCGGUCAUUUGUUCGUUGAUGGAAGAGAAAAUCGUCAAACUCGCCAAGGUAUCCAGCAAUAAUGAUAAUUUGGAGAGCAAAUUGCAGAAUAUGUACGACCGCAUGAUACGUGGGAAGGAUGUUUUUAUGCAAAUGUUCUAUAAAAAUAAUCUGGUACCGCGGACGAAAAAGGAUACAGAAUUAUUUAAUUAUGUCAUUCAAAAAGGAUGGAUCGACGUGAUGGAGUCGAUGGAGGAAAACGUAAUUGAAAGUCUCAAGAACCAAUUUACAGAUCCUAUGGGAAAUACGGGCAAAUCGCUGAACACUUUGGCAGGAAUGUGGCAGCCUAAGGCAUCGUCAACCCUAAUGUAUACUUAUUAUAGUUUAACAGCGGGAGAGAGAGAGAAAAUCUUAGUGUUCGUCGAUGGUGACACUCUGAGAUACACACGCGAACCGACAAAUUACGAGGGGCCGACGGAAACUAUUAAGAACAUCAUAGACGUCCACAAUCUCUUUGGCAAGAAGACCACGAUGAAGAAUAUUGUCAACACCUUGGAAACUUUGAAAAACGCGUUCAAGGCCUUGGACGUGCCGGACUGUAGUAUGAUGCCUCUGUUGAAGCAUAUCGAAACGAGCGGAUCUUUUAGCAGUGGCGAUUACCCAAGCGAGGAGCUACACAUCUUCGCGACGAACGGUUUGGGUGAUCUUGUGGUAAUUCAGGAACAACCGUGGAGCUGGAAGAUGAUAUUUAAGACCGCUGCGGUCGUCGUAUUCGGCAUAAUGCAAAUCAUACUUGGUAACGUGAUAGAAAUUUUUUCGGCCGGCACUAUGACGUAUAUGGCCGGUGCCUUGGUAUCCGAGGGUAUAAGCGAUAUAUUCUUUGCAAUAUCAGCUUUUAGGAGCGGCUAUUUCAGCUGGAAAAGCUAUAUGCAUCAUAAGGUAAUGAGUCUGGCAAUCACCGGCUUGACGUUUGGCCUUGGAGCUAUGUUCUCGUCCGCAAGCAAAACCUCAUCCUACGCAAACAGCGUAGUCGGACCCAACGUCUCGUCAGCCGGUACAGAAAUCACCACGAUGUCGGGUAAACAGGUGUUCAACGAGUUGACGCGCAAAGGGACUCAUUUGCUGACAAAGGAAUUCACGAAGCGCGUCGUAAUGAGCACCGUGGAAGGCGUCGCAUUUGGUCUGACGAGCGCCAGUGUCGAUUGGGUCGUGGACAAAUAUCUGCAGAACCUAUGCCGAGAUAUCGGUUUCUCCAUGAUGGCGGAGAUCGACCAAUCUGUAGAGCAGCAUAUUAUGUCUGAUACUUUGAUGACGGCGUAUCGAACGUUGGGCCGGCAGAACGCGACAGCGAUGAUAAAGGACCUGACCAACGAUUAUUUCGCGAACAGUAUAACCUCUGAAUUAUCGCGUAUAUCCAGCAGGCUUAUGUCCGCCGUGAUGAACGUUGUCAGGAAAUCUCAGUCCGUUCGUUCAGCGUUCGUCGGCUCGUUUAAGGUGAAGACGCUGCUGAAACUGAUGGGUCCGGCGAGCACGAUCUUGAAGAAAACGACUGUUCUUCACGAUUUGAGGAAUGUGACGGGCAAUAUGCUGAACGAGUUAAACGAACGUGUGCAAACGAAGAUUAGCGAGCUAAAUGAGAUGAACACGAGUACCCGACAAAACCGACAGGACGCGAUGGUCGACGAUGUCACGGAUAGGGACAGAUUUAGGCACGAUGUUAUAGCAAUGUGGAAGACGUCACUGCGUGCGCGAGCCGGCCAGGUGAUUGAUGAAGAGAUCGUCAGGCCUAUCAUGCAUACUGUCGCGACGAUGAUAGUAAGCUAUGCUGGCAGCCAGAUACAAUCGAUGUAUAGCGAUUAUAAGGAGCGCAAGUACACCGACGAGUUCCAGCAGUACAAGAAGGAAUAUGAAGAAAAAAUGCAGGAGCUCAAUAUGCCUGAAGAGGAGCGCAAGCAAGUUGAAAAGGAAUACCACAACAAUCUGCAAAACUUGCUGAUAAAGACCCGCAAUCCCAAGCUGUUCGCAGACAUUGUGCGUGAGAACGUGCCCAUGGAUACAACUUGCGUGGCCGCAUGUCUCCCAGUUCUUCAGCGUAUGCUGGAGAAUCACGGGUUUAAUGUCGAAGGACUGACCCUUAUCGUGGAUGAGGCAUCCGGCCUGUCGGAGAGGAUCUCGACGAUGUCGGAUGGUGAGCAAGGCAUAGAGAUUAGGAUCUUCUUGAAAGAUGGUCAUUUUCAGGUUAGUCAGGAUGACAGCUCGAACAGCGGCGCGAGCGGCGGUACUAACAAUUGUCUAUAUGAGACGCUUUGCCAAUACAUACCUGGCCUAGACAGCAUGUCAGCGGAUAUGUUUAGGGAAGAGGUAGCGAAGGAAAUCGAAACUAGCCCCGGUAUACGAGAUCGCUUGUCAUAUGGAUGGCAUCAAUACAGGAUAGGAGUCGGACUGAUCGGCGGUAAGAAAGCCAGGAGCCGAAGUGUCUCAAGAGAGAGAUCCAUGGCGCAAGACAAAGAAGACACGAAGGAUUGGACACAGAACAGUAACUACGAUGUGGAUCUCACUGUAAAUAAAAUAUUGAGCAACAAAGAGUUACAGGAGCAACGUACGAAAGCUCUGAAUGCAGCAUUUCAAAAGUGCUGUGAUUAUGUCGGAAAAUACAAGGACGCGAAAAGGAGACCUAUUAAUCUUAGACUGGAGGAUUUCAAAUCCACCCUAUACGACACGAUAUAUGUUGAUGCCCCGUAUGAGGGUGAGAUAGGUUUCUUUCCGGUUCAAAUGGAAGCUGAGUUAGAAGUGCUCGUACCCGGGACGGAGAAACAAAUGGAAACAAUCAAGUUGGAGAUUAAUAUCGACAAUCCUUGCAUUAGUGUAGUGAAACAUGGGCCAAAGGUUCCUCAUGUCGGCUAUAGUGUAACAGGAUGCGGCGAUUUGCCGUUGAAAGCACGUGGACAUAUAUUGAUAAAUAAAGAGGGCAACGACUUCCUCCCACAUCGAAACAGUAAUAAUAUUGAUGUGACAAGUUUACAUGCUGGAGAAACGAUCCCCGACGAUCAGCAAGUUUCUAUCUUGAAGAUGUUCGCGGGACCGUCAGAUUACGAGAAGGUUCUCGCGCGAUACGAUACACAGAAUUUCGACCAUUCAAGUAUGAGAGGUAAAAAAUUUGUAACAACAUUUUAUUAAGUAUCUUAAUUUAUUUAAUUAGAGAAAAGAGCUGUUUCAAUCGGAAAUUAUUUUUAAAUGGAAUCAAGGGAUAUUAUGUUAGGGUACUUCCCAGGCAGAUCAGAAAAUCAUGGUGACGUCAAAAUGACCGCAAAGUAUCGAAGAAAACUCAUUUUUCCACCAUGAUCGAUCAUUUUCUUGUCAUUUUAAUAUUUGAUUAUAUCUUGAUAUAAUUUCAAUGUGUGAUGCAAUAGUGAGAUUAAUUUUAAUAUUCUCUUGAAUAUUAUCAAUAAUCUUAAUCGAUACAUACAAGGUGUAUAUAAGUCCAUAUUACAACGUUUUACUACACUAUUUAGCAUUACCGACGGCGUUGUAAUCAAUGGAGUUAUGUAUAGAUAUUGCACGUCUCGGGUCAUUACGGGCAAUUUCAAAUGAUUGACUCCUUUGGCUGCUUAAGCUAAGAUUCUAGUACGUAAAAAUGUAGAUUUAAUGUGAUAAUGCAUUAUAAGAAUAUGAAAAUCGCCGCGAAAAUUACGCCUGUAUUUAGCCAGUAAGAAAGGUUUAAGGUUCACACAACGUUAUUUUUUACUAGAUUUUUAGAUACAUGUUAUACUACAUUGUUAUUCAACCUAUUAAACAAUAUAAAAAGGCUUUCUU
Molecule: messenger RNA, 12008 nt
Organism: Harpegnathos saltator (Jerdon's jumping ant)
Lineage: Eukaryota; Metazoa; Arthropoda; Insecta; Hymenoptera; Formicidae
Exons: 3
Coding region: 366-11372 (3668 amino acids)
Biological process (GO): protein targeting; intracellular protein transport; protein import
Cellular component (GO): membrane
Molecular function (GO): ATP binding; protein binding
Source: RefSeq, a predicted model, not a curated record